Molecule: messenger RNA, 2016 nt
Organism: Eimeria maxima
Lineage: Eukaryota; Apicomplexa; Conoidasida; Eucoccidiorida; Eimeriidae
Product: dual specificity phosphatase, catalytic domain-containing protein, putative
Exons: 5
Coding region: 1-2016 (671 amino acids)
Biological process (GO): protein dephosphorylation
Cellular component (GO): cytoplasm
Molecular function (GO): protein tyrosine/serine/threonine phosphatase activity
Source: RefSeq, a predicted model, not a curated record
AUGGAUAGUCGUCCUGCCCCCCCAGGGGCUGGCAAUAGCGGCGGUUCGGGGUCUGGUUUUUCUUUUUUUUCUCACUUCUCUCCCUUUUCUGUCCAGCAGCGACAAGCAGCUCACGAGAUUCUCCCUGGUUUGUUUUUAGGGUCUGCCGUUGCUGCUCGUAGUGCUUCUUGGCUUCAUCAGAAUGGCAUUACUCACGUGCUUUGUCUUCACAAUGCUGCUGCAGGGCCGCAGCAGCUGUUGCAGCAGUUGCAGAUGCAGCUGCAGCAACGUCGAGAAAUCCUGAAGUUCAACCCGGAAACGGAGCCGACCAAAGUACAGCGGCAGCAGCAGCUUUUGCAGCAGCUGCAGCAGCAGCAGCUCGUUCAGCACCUGGCGGUACACCCCGACCGCUAUGUGUAUUGCUGCUGCUCCAUUCUCGAUGCACCGCAGGAGCUCAUGUUGCCUCUUGUGCCCUUUUGUCUGGAGUUUAUAGACAAGGCCUUGAGCAACCGCAAUUACCGCAUGCAUCCUCCUGAUGAGCAGCAGCUAGCAGCAGCAGCAGCAGCAGCAGCAUCAGGUGCGCCUCCAGCAAACGUCCGUCUGAUGCAGAGCCGCCGCCGCAACCACUGUUUCAUAGAGAAAGGAACCAUAUGCAGCAUGCUGUCCUCCCUCGAGGACGAGUUUAUACAACCUGGUGCUGCUGCGGCAACAGCAGGGGAUGCGGCGGCAGCGGUAGCCCAAGCAUCAUCAUCAGCAGCAGCAGCAGCAACAGCAGCAGCAGUAGGGGAGCCUGCGAGGAAAGUUGUGGGGGGCCGCGUGCUGGUGCACUGCGCUAAAGGCAUCAGCCGCAGCGCGUGUAUCUUACUUGCCUUUCUUCUGUUCCGCAAAAGUUUGCGGCUCGAUGAUGCAAUUGCCUUUCUUUCGAGAAAGCGACCUGUGUACCCUAACGUCGGCUUUCAGGUUCAGCUGCAGUACCUCCAAGACAGACUUGAGGAGGUGCGGCCCGCGCUGCCCCAUAACAUUGAGCUUGAUGACCAGCAGCAGCAGCACCACCACCACCACCACCACCAGAAGGGAGCAGCAGCAGGAGCAGCAGCAGCUCACGCUUUCGAUGCGACUGUCUCCAUUGAGGAGAGCGAGCCCGACAUAUUCAGAAGAGACCCAGACGCCAAAAGCCGGCUAAGGGCGUUCGUCGCCUCCUGCAGUGGCGAUCUGACUGAGGCGGACUUGGGACGUUUGAUAACUAAGACCCCGCUGCUGCAGCAGCGGACUCUCUGGCGACCGUUUGGUCUCUUUUUUGAGAACCUCAGGUCGUACCAGCUGCAGCAGGAGGAGACAGUUCUCAAGAAGGCAGAAGCCUGUGCGCAGAAGGCAGCAGAGCUCAAACUGGUGUUUGCUGCCACGCUCCCCGGUGUCUCCAUGGCGGACAAAGUGGCAGAUGAGAUAAAGGCCUGGGUCUCCGACUGCCGCGCGGCAGCUGCAGCAGCAGCAGCUGCUGCGAAAGACAAAACCAGAAACAGCAGCCCCUCUGCAGAUGCACCAACAGGUGAAAUGGAGGCAGAAGAUAGACAGAGAUACUUUCUCAGCGAGAAAGACGGAGAUGGUGGCAAACACUCAAAGAAGGCCGCCAGAUGUAGCCAAAAACGCAGCAGAAGCAGAAGCAACAGCAGCAGAAGCAGCAGCGGCACCGAGAGGAAUGCCGAUGGUUCGAUUUCCAAUGGUUUCAACAGUAGCAGCAGCGGGAAUGGAUUGAAGCAACCACAAGGAGCCUUGCUUCCAUGGCAACAGUCUUCGCACAAGCGCCACCGCAGCACUAGCAAAGACAAAGAGAGAGAGAGAGACAGAAAUAGGGAAAGGCAGAGACACAGGGGCAGGUCAAGGGACAGAAGCGGGGACAGAGACAGCAGCGCAGAGAGGAAGAGGUCAAGAAAGAUGGCGAAGAAGAAACACAAAGACAAAAAAAAACACUCGAGCCUCCGGCUUAGACUCAAAACCCCCAAGCCGAAGCCAAAAACGUAUAGCAGCGAUAGUGAAUGA